Molecule: messenger RNA, 939 nt
Organism: Merops nubicus (carmine bee-eater)
Lineage: Eukaryota; Metazoa; Chordata; Aves; Coraciiformes; Meropidae
Gene: COQ3
Product: coenzyme Q3 methyltransferase
Exons: 6
Biological process (GO): ubiquinone biosynthetic process
Molecular function (GO): 2-methoxy-6-polyprenyl-1,4-benzoquinol methyltransferase activity
Source: RefSeq, a predicted model, not a curated record
GUAACGAUGCUGACCUAUCUAUUCAGACAGGCCCAAGAGGUGCCCUUCAGAUUGACAGCUGGAAAACACAGCUGAAAUCCAGUAGCAUUCUGCCUGUCUCUCUCGCUGGAGUAAAAAGCAGCAUGUUCACUGUGAAGAGACUUCUCAGCACUUCUCGCUCGUCAGUGGAUUCAACAGAAAUGAAAAAAUUCCAGCUCCUUGCACAUAAAUGGUGGGAUGAAGAAGGAGAAUAUUCAGCCCUUCAUUCUAUGAAUGAUAUUAGAGUGCCAUUUAUUAGAGAUACUCUGUUGAACAUGAGUAGCAAUUACCACCUGGGAAAUCCACUUUCUGGGGUAAAGAUUCUUGACGUUGGCUGUGGUGGUGGACUGCUGAGUGAGCCUCUAGGUAGACUGGGAGCUUCAGUUACUGGAAUUGAUCCUCUGGAGGACAACAUUAGAACGGCAGAUCAGCACAAGUCAUUUGAUCCGGUCCUGGCCAAGAGAAUACAGUACAAGUCCAGUACACUGGAGGAGAUUGUGGAAGAGUCUGUGGAAACCUUUGAUGUAAUUGUAGCUUCUGAAGUAGUGGAGCAUGUGACUGACCUUGAACUGUUUAUCAAGUGUUGCUGUCAGGUGUUAAAGCCUGAAGGUUCUUUAUUCAUUACUACAAUCAAUAGAACACAGUUGUCCUAUGUCCUGGCAAUUGUGGUUGCAGAAAAAAUAAUGGGCAUUGUACCAGAGGGAACACAUGAGUGGGAGAAGUUUGUUCCUCCUGAAGAGCUGAAGCGCCUCCUGGAAUCACAUGGCUUUUCAGUGAGGACGGUGAAUGGGAUGCAGUACAGCCCCUUCUCGGGGCGGUGGAGCUGGACGGAGAGCACGGCCGUUAACUACGCGCUGCACGCCGUGAAGUGGGGGGCGCAGCGACAGCCAGGCCCGGCGGGAGUCCCCCCAGAGGUGGGAA